CCCGCCCUUUAGGUCAAACUCAUUACUCAUGUCCCUGUGUGUCUCCCAUGCGUCCCUCCCCUCCCUGCACCGUGGGUCCGCCCGACACGGCCAGCUUGCCCGAAAAGGGAGUGUGGUCCGCUUCCACCAACCUCGUAUGCGAUAUCCUGACAAGGUUGUGGAAGCACCGUGGUUGUUGGCUGCUAUGCGCGCGCGCACCUCAUUGAAAGGGUUUCUUGCCGCCUUUUCCUUCUCCUGUAUCUUCAUCUGUCGCCGCAUGAGCCGGUCGCGCCCGCUGAUCAUCAUAUCGUCCUCGGCAAAUAUUAUUGUGUGCUGCGUGAUGCAAUGAACGCAGAGAAUACAACGCAUAAACAUGUCCUUGUGGCUCUAGUGCUGCGAUGACUGCACGGGGCGGCCUGCGGUCUUGUCGGGCUCCCAGAGAGCGUACGCCCCCAACAACACCCUACACAGACACACAGGGGAGACACACACGACGCUCCGCUCGCAGUGCUGCUGGGGCGACGGCGGCGCUCCGACGACAACGAACGCUCAAACGCUUCCUGCUUGACGCUGCAUGACAAGGCCGACAGACAGAGAUACAUACACACAUACAUAGAAGAGGGGUGUGAGUCUUGGCUUACAGAACGGUGAAGCGGUCCUGUCUGGGGCGCGAGACAUUUUCCCCACUCCCCCCUCCCCCCUCUGCUUACCAACACCGACUACGCCCUCCUGACCCUCCUCACCACCCGGGUCUGGCGGUGGCACUGCUGGCCUCGCUCUCUCUGGCGGCGGGGCGGUUUGUGUGGGGGUGGGUGCUGCUGUUCCCGUUGUGUGUGGGGCGGCUGGGUGGGCUGGGUGGGCUUCUGUGCCCUGCGUGGCGCCUUGGGUGUUGGUGUUGCUAUCAUUGUCUGCAUCCAUCAAUCAGGCCACACACACCAUAUCAACACAACACAAUGAUAUGUGGCCCAUGACAAACUGAGACAGCAAGUAGUGUGUGGCAGACAGGUACAUCUAUGGCGGAUGGAUGCUCUUGCAGACGCACGCACCAGCGUAUUCGUUCAUCGAUGGACGUGCUGACUUACACCUAAAGAGUGUCGGUCGACGUACGCAAAGAGGACCUCGGAUCGAUAGGCAGACCUCUCGUCCGAUCAAAUCCACAGACCCAACCGACACACACACGCGCGCACACACACACACAAACCCGAACUGCACACCACUUUUUCCUCACUGAGGUCGAACGGUCACUGCUCCUGCGCCGUCUCCACUUAAAUGCACCACGCACUUUGUCAAAUGCGCUUGCUGCAGUCAUGAACCGAGGCAAAAUGACCACAAAGCACCUCCUUCCAGACUGUGUGUCCUCACCAAUGAGUGGCACAACGGUCAGCCAGACGAGCGGGAGCCCCAGCCACAAAGCAUGUCGAUAGAGCACGCAUCUCUCGCCCACAUGUGGCCUCAGCACACGCUCCCACAUGUGGUAGCUUUGCAAGACCCCUCCAUCCCACGCGAAAAACGACCCGAUCAGCGACGAUAUCCGGUCGUUCCCGAGGGACUCGUCGAACACGACAAAGGCCAGACCACCCACCUGCACACACACCGUCACAGCAAAGAGGUUGUGAAAGGUGAGCGCAUGUGCCUGCCCAUGCCUUCACGUACGGCUGUGAUGUGGUAGAGCCCAAUUUUGAUUAAUUGCGACGGCACUUCAGCACGGGGAGAGGAAGCAGCCCUGAACACACAACACAGGUACAGAUGCGACUGGACGGGUUUGUGCGAUAGACACACAGAUGCGUGCUGACCUUUCCGCGAGUGCUGUGAGGAUGAAGAUGGCCAUCAGAGUUGUGACAACGAAAAUCACAUUGACCACGAUAAUCUGCCACAGUGCGGCACAUGGUUUGCAGGGCCAUUCCCUCGUCAUUUCUUGAAGACCUUCACCUCUGGCCACUUGGUGAAAAACCCUGAAUGGUCAGCGCAAACUGAUUUUCGUCCAUCGUUCGGUCAAAACCACAGACCCAACCGACACGACAAACACACACGCAGCCGAACUGCACACCACUUUUCCCUCGGCACACAUACGCUAAGGCAACACCCUACUACCCACUUAAUGGAACGCACAGCGAGGAGGGACGAAAGGGCCCUACUCGCUCACCCUAAAGGCACAUCGACCAAAAAUACACGAACAGACUGGCGUACUUAGCAGCUCGCGUUGCAUCCUUACAGAACGGAAGCACGUGUGCGCGGCAAAACCAUACAGGACGGAGAGCCCAAGGACGUACGAUGGCAAAGAAGCCACGAAAAAGAUCACGCGCAUUCGCAUAUCACGCGUCUAUACAAGCAUGCAUACACAUAUCAGUCAGUCAGUCAGUCAGUUAGUCAGUCACCCGAUAGGCGAUAUAGGCCGUCAUUGGCCUUGUCCGCCUGCCGCGCUGCCCUGAAGGCGGCGUACAUGUCCUUCCAGCCAGCACCAGCGUUGAUCAGCCGAUCCACAACAAAGGCCAUGCUACCCUGCACCACCCACAGACAGACAGACAGACAGACAGACAGAGAUGCGGACCUGAUACAUACGUGUCCGAACAGAUGGGGUACUCUUGGUGCUUGUUUGUAAUAUUACCUGGAAGUCUGUGAAUGGGAUGCCUUCUCUGGUGACAUUGUCGUCGGCGAGCGGCUCCUCCUGGAUGGUUUUCAUCAGGUCCACAAAGGAAGACGAGCCCCUGCGCAGUGACGACUUGCCGCCCACCUGCGCACGUACACACGUAAACGGAGGGCAGACGACCGAAGCUGUGGAAACAGAGGUGAUAGAUACGUGUGUGUUUGUUGCGUACCCUCAGCUCAAGGGAAGGCAGGAGGACGAUCCGCUCGUUGCCCGUCGAGGGGUCACGGAUGGUCCUCUUUCUGGCUUUGUGCACCUGAAAAGUCUGGUGCCAGAGGAACUCCACGAAGUCGCUGGGAAUGGCCUGAAUCCCCACCUGCUCGAUUACCCCUUGCAUCGACUCGCUCGUCAGAUUCAUCACCUCAGAACACCAGCGCUUCCGCCGAUCGCUCUCCACACGACCCGCCCGCAUCGUGUGUGGCGUCGACUUGGACGCUACCGCCGCCAGGCCACGCCACACCUCCCGCUGCGCGUAGGCAGACCGCCCUGACAUGUCCGUUGGCACGGCCGUUGGCGGCUCCCCGAGGUCUGUCGCUGUUGGCUGCUGGCUGGUCUCCAUGAGGCUGGCCGGCAGCGAGUCGAGGGAUGCGGGAAUUUGGGGGCUCGGUGCCCGAUCUGGUGGCAGACUGUCAGCUGCGGGAACGGCGUCCCCUCUCAGAGCAGAAGGUUGACACGCAGUGGGGAGAUGGGGGCCCACCGGAAGUGGCUGUAGCGAUCUCGGCUCGUCUGCGAAGGAGGGCGGGAACAGGCAAAGAGCAUCCUCUGGCAGCCGCUGCUCGGGCUCAUCGACACUCACAUCGUUGUAAGCAGCGGGUGGGGCGCUGCGUGACGUCAUGGGCACUGGAAGGGGCAGCGAGGAAGCAACCACCGCUCCCUCGACGACGCAGCUACGCGAUCGUUUGCCUGGUCGACGUGAGCCAGAUGUACCCGAUGGCGUAGGUGCUGCCCUCUCCUUGCCCCCGCCAUCGCUUGUGUCGAUGAGGAUAGUGAGCUCACUGCCGCCCGCGUCGAGCCGCACUGUCGGCCCGCGCAAUCGCCUCUUGUCCUCCAGGUCUCCGAGCAUAAAGGCAACGCGACGCAUUGCCGCGAAGAGGAUGCCGUCUCUCUUCUUCUGUUUCGCCCCUGAUUCAUCUGGAAGAUCCUGGAGCAGGAUGGACGUCAUCAGGAAAUCUAUGCACACACAUAUACGCAAGCACGUGACUGAUCGGAUGCUGUCAACCGAAAGCGGUGGUUUGAGCGGCUGCUGUGUGGUUGCCUCACCAAGAGAGUGGUGUAUGGUGUAAUAGAGAAGAGCGAUGAUGUGGUAAGCGUUGAGCAGCACGAUGACGCCCGCCAGCGCAAAGCCAAGCCCCCGCUGCAGCUGCUGGGGUACAUUCGGAUGAGCAGCUGUCGACGCGAGAAGCAUCAGCGCCCACAGAGAGACGUUCCAAAUCAGCAAACCUGAAUUGAAUCAAUCGAUGGACCAUAAUGCCGACAAGGUGCCCGCCUACAUACCUUGCGCUUCCAUCCGGUUGAGGAUGUUGAAUGAUCGGCCGUCGAAUGGCCUCAGCCACAGCUGCAGGAUGAGCGAUACGCCGGCCACCAGCUGCCAACACACCAGCUGGAUCACCUCGUCACCAAGGGACGCGCCUACUUGCGCGAUGAUAAGGGUGAGUAUUCGUCGCAGCGCAAACACGGCGUCCCAAAAGUAGAAGGAUCUCCGGUAGCCGUUGUAGAGGAAGCCGAGGUUCUUGCGCGUCUGCCGGCUGUACAGCCGACCUGACCGCUGCUGAGAACGCAAAAUAGCCAGUGCUGCGACCACUGGCCCAAAAGACCACACGCACAGCCCCACAACGGCGAUGAUGGUGAAUAUGCGGUGUCGGCCGGUGUAGCAGAUGAUGGACGGGUCGAGCAGGCUCCGCUCGACAGUGGGGUAUGGUUCUUGGAGGAGGGUGCCCAGCUGGGCAGAUGGGAUGUCGGGAAAGGUGCGGCAAGGGAGAAUCUCCAGCAGCUGACGCGUCACAGCUGCAAAGAAGAGAAGAAAGGAUGGUAUGUAUGUGGGCCAUCUCCUCGUCUGUCUAUCUGUAUAGCUCACUUGGAUGGAUAAAUGUGAGGCGCACAAUCCACAGCUGAGGCGACACGAAGUACUGCAGCCACCUGUCCUUCCCUCUCCGCCGCCUCUCGCUGAGGCCGCCCGAUUGCGACUGUUGCAGCCCAGAGCUGUCCGUGAAGGGCCAUUGGGUGGUGGGCUGCUCCUGCUGACGUGGAUCUCGCUCGUCCUCUGUGUCGGAUUUGAUGGCGCCUGGGCAGCACAGCUGCGACAGGCUAGAGGCCUUGCAGUGGAGAGUCAGAAUUUGCCAUAGACCCCACAGCAGAGUGGCGACGGUCAGCCUGUGAAAGGACAGACAGCAAUGAAGACGUGAAUGACACCAACCAAGGAAUACACAUGAUUCGAGCUGCGCCCCCGCCUCUGACUCACCAGACAAACGGGAGUGCAAUCCACGCGGCCCUCCUGGCCAGCAUCGCGUCGGUGCCCCGCAUACCGCCGUCCUUCAGAAGACACUCCCAACUGAACCAAACACCCCCACCAACAUACGAGAAGCUGCCUGCCUGUAGUCGUUUCCACAGCCUUGCUUACGUGACGUCUGCCGUCGGCACCCCACCUGCACCAACACACAUGACGGCAUGCAAACGAUGCAGCCGGUAGCCUUGCUUUCAGUGUGCUGCGCACACUUACCGUUCCAUCGAAAAGCGCCCCUGAGCACUUCGAUGGCCUCCGGCGGCAGCAUGCGGGAAAAGUGGAGGCUUAAGAACGCCAGGGCACUAACCUGUGCGCACAGUGAUAAACACACGCACAGGCGGAUCUACUUGCGUCCUUGCUCGCUGUCCGACUGGGUGAGUCACUGACCGCUGUGAGAUGGUAUAGACCUGUGUGAGUGACACAGACAGACAGACAGACAGGAGAAUCUGGCUGGCGGCUUUCCUGCCCUUUCGGUGUCUUUCCUUGCCCACCAAUCUUGAUUAGCAUCGCGUGCACGUGGGCUCGUGGCAACACAGAUGACCUACGCACACAAAACAAAACACACGCAUGCAGCCACACAGCAGAGCAGUCAAGUCGGCCGUGUGUGUGUGGCGAUCAGCGGGCGCACCUCUGCGAGAGUGCAGUGGCAACAAAGAUCACGAUCAAGACGAUAAAAUACAGCACGAUGGCGGACGUGAUGUUCAAUGCGUGGUUGUCACACCUCCUGCACAAUCCGGAGAGCGUACCCACACUGCGCCACUUCUUGUCGCAGCUGCCGCACAGCGGCCCCGUGUGGCCCUCCUGGUCGAUGAACAAAACAAGCACACAACACCAGUGCGGCUGCCUGUCGCAUCCACCGGCCUUCUUGGUGUGUAUGGUGCCAUGUUCGUACUCUGCAUUUGUUGAGCUUCGUGACGAUCUGUGUGGUUUCGUCCCAGUCCGACCCCUCACACGCCUCGGGGACAGGACACCGGACCAUCACCGGACGAGGGGUCACACGGGCGUCGUACCUGCAGGCACAUAACACAUCCGUGAGAAAGGCAGCCAUGGCUACAAUCCGCGCUUGCCUACGUCGAUAUCGGUAACGCCAGCUGUCGGUAGGUGACGUUCGUGCGAGGAUCCACAAAUAUUGACGGCAACGUCAGCUCACCAGCCACAUCUUCACUGCCGAUCGCCGACAGCCGCUCAGCCAACACACUGGUCGUACGAUUUUCAUUCCCGGCCGUGUAUUCCGACAGAGGGAUGCCGCGCACAAGAUAGGGGUGGCCCAGCAACAGAGGUUGGUCGCUGUCAUUGGCCAGAGGGAGGACCGUGAUACCCGCCUCAUCGCGCCACAUCUCCAGUUCCAUGAUGGCGCCGUGGUGAUUGCAGACCUCUUUUGAGAGCGCCUCUAUCGAGCUGGCCGCCAGCACUGGUACGAGUAGGGGCACCUCCAUGUCCAGCUCGUACCAGCCCGGCUGCACCAGAAACGCACGCUGAGAGUCGGUGACCUGCAUGCCGUCGGUGCUGUUGGCGGCCGCAUCGGUCCCGUUGCCAUGUGUGUCGCAGGCGCCUGAGCGGUUCGUCUGUGGCAUCGAUCUGAAGCUCUCCUCUGGAAGCAGGAAGCACUCCCUUUCCACAUGGUCGCUGUGAACAAAAGAAGCGAAGAAUGAGAACAGAACUGACAGCGCAUUGUCAUUCCUGCUUACAUUGCGUAUGGUGCUUCGCAAUAGCAGUCUGUUCGUGAUGUGCUGCCGAUUGGUGAUGUAACAUGGACACCAGGACAGCGUUCACACCGUACGCUGUCGCUCCGAACCGUCUUGUAAGUGCCUGAACGACGACAGAAGGUGAGCAUUGCAUGCUACACAAGUCAUCAUCAGAGUUCUUCUGUCUACCUGCUGGACAUGGGACGCAUACGUUAUCCUUGUAUUCAUAUCCCCUAUCGCAAGCUGAGCAGGCCGUACCAUUAUUCAUUUCAACUGCACCACACAACUCAUAUCAUAUCACACAGGGAAUAACAGAGGAUAUCAAAAAUUGCUCGACUACUUACCCCGGCCAACAGGGCAUGCCUGACACUUCUCAAUGCCCUGAGCAUGUAUCGUCACUGUGCCAGACGGGCAUUUGGUGCAGUUCAGCCCUCUCCCCUCCCAUCCAUCCUUGCAGCGACACAAUACAUCAGCAUUUGCUGUUGGAUCUGCCUGAAUGGACAGAACAUAUGAGUAACAGCAAAAAGCAGCAUGCAGUUUCUUCUUUCCCUCUUACAUACAUAUACACUCCCACGGCAUUUCUACAUAUGUUCGUGCACUCCACGGACGGAUGCACCUCCCAUAAAAGGUCCUCAUCAGACUCGACUUCCAAAAGUGGCGUAGAAUUAUGCCACUCGCUAUACGGUCCGUAAUCUACACAUACACAUACACAUACACAUACACAAACACACAAUCACCGAGCACAUCGCUAACAUCAAAAUCCUGAAGCUCCUUUUGGAUCUCUCACCAUCACGAUCAGCAACAAGCUGGGCUUCCAGUCCUGAUUUUGAGCUUGCUUCUAUGUGGGCUGAGCAAGGUUCACCGUUGUGUGGCAGUACCUGCGAAGGAAGGAGGCACCAUGUAUCGGAUAGAGAGUACUCUAAACAUUCUACGCACCUGAAGCCUCAGAUUUUUGUUGUAUUCAAGAGAUAGUCCAAGCUGAAGGUGACACUUACAAUCCUUGUACCUGAACAAAAACCGAGCAUACAUCUUAACGCGCAUAGGGACGUGAAAAAAGGGCAUACCAUCCAUCGUGGAUGCCCUCAAUCUCAUUGAAUCCCAGAUAAAGGAAUUGCAAUGCCUCGAAUCCCGUUUGCGCCCUCAGAUUGAUGUCGGGAUACAGGUCAUCGACCGUCACAGAAUAAUCCAGCUUCUCUACAUCAAUAGGCAGAUCAGAAUCAUCAGCGACACUCUCAUCCGCCGACUCCACUGCAGGCGGCCCAUCAUCGUUGCCCACGACCAUGCUCAUACUCGUGGCGUUCAUCUGCAGCCGAUAAGCCGCCAUAAACGAGCCCUUGUAGCGCCUGAAUGCGGGCGUGUUGAGGAGCCCAGCAUUGAGAACAUGCUCUAAGUCAAAAAUGGUCAUCGCAUCUGCCGUCAAAGAGCCGUGAAGGCCGUUGACAUCACCAUCUAAGAGCUGCAGAGAGCUUUGCCACCUCCAGGGCAUCAGGAACUCGUCUACAGUCGUAUUAUAGCCGUUUCUGUCGAGAUGUAGGACCUGAAGCUGUGGCCAGUAGGGAGGCGGAUUGGACAGGAUUUCAGCUACGAUGCGAGCACUCAGAGCUGACAAGACAAGUCAUAGUUUUAUGAAUUCACCAGGAAGGCCACCGACCUUACUUGUUCCAGCGCGAAGACCAGAUGAAUGCACUCCCCAUUUGAGCGGCUCUAGACGAUUACCGGAAAUCCACAGUUCCAUCACUGAUAAACGAAAACAACAGGAGGGCACGAGUACCGUAUGUGUAAGUGUGUGUGUGUGUGUGUGUGCGCGUCUAUAUAGCUCACUUACGGUUGUCUAGACGUCUCCACCCUGAAGGGAUGCGCAAAAGGCGAUUGUUUUGGAGCAUCAGUUCCUCCAGCCUAGACGCAUCAUGACGGUAUGAAUGUUGACGCACAAGUAAAUCGAUUAUAGUGCUGACGUACUUAUAAGGCAUGCGCCAAUCACCCUCAAAAUCAUGAAAGCCAUUUUCAUGGAGCCACAACUGUCUCAGAGUAUCCAUGUGGCUCAGCCACGCCGGAAGAAGGCCUGUGAGUCGAUUGCGUGACAGAUCUAUGCCCCACACAUGCUGGAGAUCCUCGAGUGUUGCAGGCAGCUUGUCAACACUGAAAGGAAGAUAUAUAGAUACAGCGAUCCGUCGCACUCUCUGUCUUCCAGUGACCGACCUUGUUCUAGUGAUUCGGAGUGAGCGAAGCCCGGAGAGCAUAUUGAGAGAAUCAGGAAUAGGACCAUAAAUGCCCUGCACAUCAUGGACACAUGCACCAAAAAGGACAACACGCUGUACGAUCAGGUCAUUUAUGUACCUUGCUGUUAGAAAUUCUCAGCUCUCGCAGAGAAGUGGCGUUGCCGUAUGCGGCCGGAAUGGUGCCUGUGACGUUCUCACAGUCCUUCAGUAAAAAUGUGUGGAUCUUCGGCAAAUUCCACAGAGCCGGCAGCCCGCCCCUUACGGCCGUGCCAACCAUCUGAAACUCCUCGAGCGAGCCACAGUGUUCAAAUGCCCCCACAAGUGAAGCCGUAAUGUUCUCGCCGUAUAGGCUCACUAUCCGCAGGGUGGUGCAUUGAGGGGAAGGGGCGGUUGCAGACGAAUUGGCGCCCUGUCCGUGGAAGAGUGAGUGCAUGGUGAAGGCCAGUGGGUUGCGAACAAGGCUGAGGGCCUCAAGCGACUUGCCGAAUAUCGUGUGGAAGGAUGGUGGCAGGGUGCCCUCCAGCUGUGUGUCGUCUCAGUAAAGCCCCCGGAGAUCGGGCAGGCUGACGAUUUCCUCAGGCAAUUGGCCGCUCAGACUAACCUGAGAUACCCCAGGCAGCCAU
Molecule: messenger RNA, 9650 nt
Organism: Vitrella brassicaformis
Lineage: Eukaryota; Vitrellaceae
Source: the annotation of a GenBank genome assembly